Messenger RNA from Erythranthe guttata (spotted monkey flower), 1893 nucleotides. The record is from RefSeq and is a predicted model, not a curated record. Lineage: Eukaryota; Viridiplantae; Streptophyta; Magnoliopsida; Lamiales; Phrymaceae.
AUGGCCACCAACCUGAUGUUAGUGCUGAAGUUUGACGGAGUUUAUGCUGUGAAGAAAUGUUUGUUGGAAUUUGAUUUUGAUACAUUGAUUGGAUUUGUUAGAGCGAAAUGGGAUACGUUAAAUAGGAGCAAUAUGAUUCUCACUUAUUCAGUAGGUGGCAACGGGGAGGGUAUGUUGGGUGAUGAUGACGACGUUGGAUAUAUGUUCUCGUUGAUCCGACAACUUUCGAUUGAACGUAUUGAGAUAAACAUUAAACUAAAAAGUGGAAUUGUUGCGCAGCAACAUAUAAAUGUACCAACUACGCCAAGUGAUAGAAUUAUUCAAUUUAUGCAACCGAGAAUGUGCAACGGUGGGCUGAAUACUGUGACUCCCCCUGAAAGACAUCUAUUGAGUAUGAGUUGGGCAAAUCUAAUUAAGGAUGUUGGACAAGUUUUUGCAGGUGGUGCGUCAGAAUUUAGGAAGGCGCUUUGCAAAUUUUCGGUUGAAGUUGGAUUUGAUUUCAAUUAUGUGAAGAAUGAGCGAGUAAGGGUUACUGCUGUUUGUGAGUAUAGAUCAUCGAAAAAUUGCAUGUGGAGGAUUCACGCAUCCAUUGAGAAGGCAAAUGGAUUUUUUUACAUUAGAAAAUAUGAAAAACAUCAUACUUGUGGAUGCGGAUUCGGUACGUCAAGUAAGCGAAGGUUGACAUCCAACAUUAUUGCAGAUUUAAUAGUCAAUGAUGUUCGUGAGAUGCCAGACACAUCACCUAAUGAUAUUAUUGUGAGUACGAAACUGAAUUAUGGUUUUGAUAUAAACUAUUACAUAGCUUGGAAGGCUGUGUCAGCUGGGAAAGAGCAUGUGUUUGGGGACCAUUCAAGUUCUUACUCACAUCUUCCAUCUUAUUUUGAAGAACUCGUAAGUAGUAACCCGGGCAGCGCUUAUCAUAUUGAUGUCGAUGGAGAGUCCAUGAAGUUUAAACGAUGUUUUUUUGCCAUUGGUGCUUGCUUGUAUGGUUUUAAGGCAUGUCGACCUUUAUUAUGUGUUGAUGGAACUUUUUUAAAGGGUAAACAUAGGGGGAUGCUACUCAGUGCCGUAGGGAAAGAUGGUGAUAAUGGCUUAUUUCCGGUAGCUUUUGCAAUAGUUAGUGAAGAGACCGAUUCCAAUUGGGCAUAUUUUCUAACUCACUUGAGGGAUGUUAUUGGUACGGAUCGUUCAUAUACAUUUCGGCAAGAAUUUGAUAUAAAAUUUAGUGAGUUUGUGAGGAAUGGAGGAACGAGGGUUGCUAAUUUCUUAGCGGAUUUACCAAUCAAUAAAUGGAGUUGUGCAUACUUUGAAGGGGCAAGAUAUGGUGAGAUGACAUCUAAUGCGGUUGAAUCAUGGAAUGGUAAGACUACUAGUAUUCGGGGGCUCCCCAUUACGAAUCUUGUUGACGGUAUUCGGAGUAUUUUGAUGAUGUGGAUGUGCACAAGGUCCGAGGAUGCCAAGGGGUGGGCAACGAAAUUAUGUCAUGAUGUUGACAUUAAUGUGAAUGACCUCGUGCAGCAAGGUAGGGUAUGGUUUGCUAGGAAAUCUUCAGAGCACGUAUAUGAGGUUAUGUGCAGUCCGAAUGCUAUUGUUGAUGUUAAUUUGAGGACGUGUUCUUGUGGAAUGUGGCAAAUUAGUGGGGUGUUAUGCGCACAUGCUGCAUGCGUUCUUUUCAAGUCUUCUAACUUGAAGUACGAUUAUAUUGACAAAUUACUAUAUACAGAAUCCUAUAGAAAAACAUACUCUUAUUCCAUUCAUCCGUUUGUGAAGCGAGCAGUUGUUGAUGAAAAUAUGAUUGGUGCUCCCGAUCAUCACCCGCAACGUGGUAGACCGAGGGUUAAGAGAAUUCCAUCCAGAGGCGAGAGCAUCGCAAGGAAAAUGAAAUUAUAUUGA